This is a messenger RNA of Drosophila montana, 2265 nucleotides long. Its product is annotated as mucin-5AC. The record is from RefSeq and is a predicted model, not a curated record. Lineage: Eukaryota; Metazoa; Arthropoda; Insecta; Diptera; Drosophilidae. The transcript is spliced from 3 exons. The coding region runs from base 370 to 1566 and encodes 398 amino acids.
AGUUUUUCGAGCUGCUGUUGCCUGCGCUCGUCUCUCUUCGACUGGCAAAACAACCAAGCUAAAUCAAUAAAAACAUAAAAUUAGUGUGUAAGGGGCAUGCAACAGCAACAGCAACAGCAACAACAACAACAACAAUUGGCACAACAGCGUUUGGCGUGAAGCACAAUUUAGAAGCAGGAAGCGCGGAGCUCAAAGCAGCAAAAGUGUCCCGUAGUGUCCUUGCUUCCCGUUACAGAUUCGCAACAUUUACAGUUACACACAAAAAACGAGAGCAAAGGGCAAAGGAAGAAAACGGAAAACCAAAAACAACAACAACAGCAAAGAAAGUUAUCUGAAAGUAAGUUACAAAAGCAAAAGAACGAAAUUAAAAUGUACAAAACAAUACGGCACGGCGAGAACAGUUUGCAAUAUACAAUUUUGCCGCAAAACGACGAUUUUCGGAUUGAGGGCAAACUGACAAACGCCAGCUGCUUGGCAGCAACUACUUCCGCAUCCACGUCGAAUACGUCCGCCACGUCCUGCACGUCCGGGUCGGGCGCCAAGCGCAGCUCGUCGGCGGCGCCGCGCAGACGUCGCACAUUCUUUGCAUAUCUGGGCCUGAUCUUUGUCUGCACGGUCAUCAUUGGCGCCGUGCUAAUACCGUUUCUGGUGUCCGCCGAGUGCUUGCCCAGUCCCGCGGAAUGGUUCCUCAAGACGAAGGCGGCGUUCACGCACAGCGCCAGCGGCGGCGAGAGGCAGCUGCCACAUAUUGCUGCCGGAAAAGGAGCAACAGCUGCGGCUCCAGCUCCGCCAGUGGCUGCCAUGUUGGGCCAGAAUGUGGGCAAAACUGUGCAGAUUGUCAAUCACAAUGGCAUUGAGCAGUUCGUAUUGAAGCUUGACAAAACUCAGCCAGCAACAACAACAACAACAACAACCACAACAACGGCAGCAACAACAACAACAACAACUCCUAGCAUGCAGACAACUGAACAACAGCUUCCGGCCAGCACCGUACGCUCAGCCUUGCCAGCAACAUAUUCAACACUGGCAACAGUUGCCACCAGCACCGCCGCCGUUGCCGCCGCCGCCGCCGCCGUCCCACCGCUUAGCAAUCGCCUGGCCGCAACAAUAACCACGCGCAUUAUACAAGUACCGCUGCUCAAGUCGGCAGCCAAGAAGCCCAUCAUGCCGCCCGUGCUGGCCAAGACGCAGAGCACACAGCUGCAGCAGCAGCUGCAGCAGCAACAGCAGCAGCAGCAGCAGACACAACAACAACAAUCUCAAGAGGAAGAACAACAACAGAACAGAAGCAACAUCGCUUGGAUGAACACACGCUGGGCCUACAUAGAUCCAUCCACAUACGUCCAGUGGUCGGGCUACAAGGCUGAGGAUAGCGUGCUGCUGCCCGCAUUACUUGGAUUUGCACUUAUUGGCAUGAUUUUAAUUAUAACGGUCUGCCUGGUGGCACGCAACAAGCGCACCAUUGUGUCCUCUGUGCGCAAGCGGAAUCGUAACGAUAUUGAAGAGCAAGGCGCCGAAGAUAAUGCCACGCUGCUAACAACAACAAAUCUGUCCGACGAUGAUUAAUUUAAAUGUAUAUUCCAAAACAAAAGCAGAAAGUAAAAACCAAAACUUCAUCCGUACGUGUGCCCCUUUUUUUCGGUCGCUUAUUCAUGUCUUUUUGUUUUUCUUAUUUUUAUUUAAUAUUUGUAUCUACAUAUUUUUAUGAUAUAUACAUAUAUAUAUAUACAAGAACAUACAGGCAUAUUAAGAUAACAAAUUUUUGAUCAAAACAAAAAUUUAAUUAUUAAAGAAAAAGAAAAACAAAGGAAAGCUUGAUACCAACACAAAAGUAAAGUUAUAUACAGCGUAUUUUAAUCAAAUGUACCUUCUACAAAUAAACAAGUAUGUGCGCCAUUUAUGCAGCUUAAAUUCUUAAGCAACAAAUAGAAUUUCCUUGAAAUAUAUACACACAUAUAUAGAUAUAAACUGUUUGAAAUGGGCGCACAUAGUUGUCUAUUUGUAUUUGGGCUAUACCUAAGAGCAUAUUUAGUCUAUUAAGUAUUUAAAAAACUUUUCAAAAAAAAAACUGCUGUCCAAGCUAAGCUAUGCAUAAGAAACGCAGCUCGCAUAAUGUAAUGCAAAGUUGACAAAUUUAUUGGCACUCAAGCAAUUUUCAUUGUUAUGUUUCCAAAGUAAACAAAAACCCGAACAAAAAUCCAAAAAAAAAAAAAAAAACCUAGAAGACUGUUUCUUGAAAACACAUAUUAAGGAUUCUUUAAAUAA